GCCUGUAGGGGACUGGGGAGAUGGGGAGAGGUAACUCCUUAACUCCUUGGCUCAGUGAUGUUCUUCUGUAGGCGUUUACUGCUAACUUCAAACACCUCUUCGGAAAACCAGGGACUAAAAAUUGCCCAUGGGAUGUGUGUGAAUUUGAAACUGUACUUACUAUGCAAGCUGUUGGUAGAAGUGCUGUGAGAGGCUGCUGUUUCCUGUUUUGUCAGGCUUUAAAAAACAAGUGAAUCCCUCUAUUUACAGGGCCAGAAUUUAGUGACUCAGCUGUGUUUAUGAAACUUCUUGGAUUUUGCCCAUACUUGUGUUGGCAUUGUAAUCCUCCUACCGAGUAUCGGUGGGAGCAAGAAAGUUCAAAUUCGUUUGCAUACUGGUCGUUCAGCUAGAAAACACAUACCCCAGUUGUUUCAUUUUUAACCUUAUCCCAGUCAACCUUUCCUAUUUCUGCAAAUGAUAAAGUAAUGAUCACUUAUAUAAGUGGUAAAGUUUGAGGCCUUUUUCCCCGACUGAGAAGUGUUUAGUGUCCUUUUAGAACAUAAAGUCGUAAUGGGAAAGGAAAAAGCACCAAAUUCAAGGAAAGUCUUGUGCUCUCUUCAUGUUCUGUUUAGAGUGUGCAGCUUCUCUGAGCUAGUUCACAGCUCAAAAGGCUGUGGAAAACAAUGUUAGCGUCAGAGAUUUAAGCUAUUGUCUUACUAGUUUAGUGCAGUGACUCCCAAGGGACCUAGGGAUCUCAAAAGGAAGCUACAGAAAACAAACUCAUCUAUUCUAUUGAUUUGUGUAAGAAAAACAAAUCCUUAUUUUUCUAUGCCCUGAUUGGAAAUUUCUUUUCUUUUUAGGGAUUGCUUUGUGAAAGCAAAAAAGGCACUAAAAUCUCUUACUUCAUUUCAUACUGCCAUAGAAACCUUUCAGGACCAAGUAACAGUUUGUGAAUAGAAGUCUUUCAUUUUCUUGGUCUUGAAUGUCUUUUUGCUCCAGGGUACAUUUCAUAUCAUUCUAGUCUUCUUUUACAACACUUUUACAGAUACGGUAAUAAUUAUGAUCUGUGUUUACAUAAUACAAUUCAUAAUAAUCGUAAAACACUUAUGCUACCAGAAAUCAAAGAAAUUAAAGAAUAGAGAAGGAACUCCUGAGAGCAUUUGGUUUAAAAUGUGACUGCAGAUAAGAAGAUAGUAACAAAAUGUCAGCGUGCUAUAUUUGAAGACAGCUUUGUUGGUGCGUGAUCCUGUUUACAGCUUCUUCUCACUAAGAAAGAUCUGUUUCCACACCGCUGGUUUUCCUUCUCUAAGGAUAAAGUUAUGGCUGAAAAGGAUGAUAGUGACUUAGAUAAAACAACUAGUAUUCAGCAAGCAGUAGCUUCUUGCUUUGGAGCUAUAAUUACAUCAUUUUUUGUAGCCCCUCUUGAUGUUGUCAAAAUUCGACUACAAGCCCAAAGCAAUCCAUUCUCCAAAGGAAAGUGUUUUGUAUACUCCAAUGGCCUCAUGGAUCAUAUAUGUGUUUGUGAGAAUGGGGGCAGCAAAGCCUGGUAUAAAAAACCUGGGCAUUUCAAAGGGACAUUGGAUGCAUUUGUGAAAAUCAUUCAAACAGAAGGAAUUAAAUCACUGUGGAGUGGACUUGGCCCGACACUAAUAAUGGCACUUCCUACCACAGUAAUUUAUUUUACAUGCUAUGACCAACUGAGUGAAGCUCUGAAAUCUAAACUAGGAAAAGAUGAUGACUACAUUCCAGUUCUUGCAGGCUCCUUAAGUAGACUUGGUUCAGUUACGGUAGUGAGUCCCCUGGAGCUGAUCAGAACUAGAAUGCAGUCUCGCCAGUUGUCCUACAAGCAACUGUACACGUGCAUCAAUAAUGAAGUGGCUAAAGAUGGAUGGCUUUCACUGUGGAGAGGCUGGAGUUCUACUGUUCUUAGAGAUGUACCUUUCUCAGCAAUAUAUUGGUAUAAUUAUGAACGUUUCAAGAAGAUGAUGUGCAAGAAAGUUGGUACAGAUGAAUCAGCAUUUUUUGUUGCUUUUACCUCAGGAGCAGUAUCUGGCUCUAUUGCAGCUGUCAUAACGCUACCAUUUGAUGUAGUGAAAACACAUAGGCAGACUGAACUUUGGGAGAGUGAGACCUUAAAAAUUCCACAGAGGAACUGUACGUCAACAUGGGCAGUUAUGAAGAAAAUUGUCGCUAACAAUGGAAUUGCUGGAUUAUUUGCUGGUAUUGGUCCACGGUUGAUUAAAGUUGCUCCUGCUUGUGCCAUAAUGAUCAGCACCUAUGAACAUGGAAAGUCUUUCUUUCGUCAUUUAAAUGAAAAAAAGAACCAGCGCCCUUAAUUCUUCUUCACCUGGUUGUAUGCAGUCAAAAUAUAUAAUGAAAGUUGUGCCAAAUUUAUCUCUGUCUAGGCGUAUGCCAGAAUUCCCAGUGAACUGCAGCCAUUACAUUUGGUAACUAAAUACGUCUUCAUUUUCUUAAGUAAGUAUUUAUUUCAUAAAGUAUAAAUUCAAGGCUCUUGGGUUAAGAUUAAGAAAACGCACAUAACCCUGAAACCAUCGUUCAAAAUUUUGUGGCUUCUGUGGCUAGAAAGAAAAAAAAAAGGGGAGUGGAGAGGAUGCUCUAAUUGUUCUUCAGUGGUGGUUAAAAGGAAACUGAACUGGACAGAGCAAUGAAGAGUAACCACUGCCACUGCUCCUGGGAGAGGAUGUGCACCCAUUAAAUGGAAAUGAGACUGGUGCAGAGUAAGAGUAUUUCUGUGUUGUAGUUCAGUCUUAUACUGACCAACUUGCUUCAGAUAUAGGUAAAUCUAAGAUAUUUUGUGGACUUCUGUUCAAAAAAAAUGUCAGCAUGGAUAAGGACAAGUCUUCCAUGAAUGCUUAAUCAUGCACCUAGAUACAUAUGUCCUAUCAAACAGUCCUUGCAGCUGUGCUAUUAUUAAAAAUAAUAUAGUGUAUCCCUGGACAUUGAGGGUAGAAAUAAAUAGCAUAGUAUUAAAUAGGCAUCAAGUACCCUAAAAAUGACCCUUGAUAUUUCCAGAAAACUUACAAGAGAAGGCUUUAGAAAUGCAGCUGCUACAUGUACAAUUGCAUGCAGCUCAGUUUAAGCAUGCAGCACACGUUAAAGCCAAAACAGUAAGAAAGAGGCGCAUAAAAAGCUUUCAUAAUUAUAUUUUGUAGCACCUGAGGCUCAUACUUCAGUUCAUUUUGAAAAAUAUUCCUCACAAAUGAGGUUGUCAGUUCAAAAUGGAUGAAAUGGUAGGGGACCUGUCAUAUAGAUGGAAGUAGAAUGGUAAUUCUAAAUUUACCUGUCUCUCCAGAUUUUUCUCGCCAUGAGAAUACUGUCUAUUCUCACAGUUACACUGAAAGCUUUUAAUUGUUGCUUUUUCAUGCAUUCACAUAAACUGAAUAUAUUAUCUGUCUUCCUUCUGGACUCCACUAAAUUGAAGCGUCUCAAAAAAGCUACAGAAGUUUGGGGUUUGGGGUGUUUUAGGGAAGACAAUUUUGUAUCCUUCAGUUACCUUCUGUCAAAUUCAGGAUUAAUUCUGCAGUAUUUAAGAAUUACUAGCAUUUCUCAAGUUAAAAAGAAGUAUAUAUGAAUGGGCAUAAUCUGCGUUUUCAUUGGGAGAUCCAUAAAGAAUAUUCUUUCAUAUUUAUGAAAAGGAGAAUGCUUUUUUUCCUUCAAGUACUAUAUGCAAAUUUUUCAAAAUAGAAAUAAUGUGUUAAUUUUCAGUCCGACUGAAGAUUUUUGUUGGAUAUUUAAAUGAAUGUUUAGAAAAUAUUUUAGGUUUCCCCUG
Molecule: messenger RNA, 3769 nt
Organism: Struthio camelus australis
Lineage: Eukaryota; Metazoa; Chordata; Aves; Struthioniformes; Struthionidae
Gene: SLC25A40
Product: solute carrier family 25 member 40
Biological process (GO): mitochondrial transmembrane transport
Cellular component (GO): mitochondrion
Source: RefSeq, a predicted model, not a curated record